Protobothrops mucrosquamatus (brown spotted pit viper) is the source of this 933-nucleotide messenger RNA. Its product is annotated as olfactory receptor 1509-like. NCBI's taxonomy places the organism in Eukaryota, Metazoa, Chordata, Lepidosauria, Squamata, Viperidae. Gene Ontology annotation, molecular function: olfactory receptor activity; G protein-coupled receptor activity. The transcript has a single exon. Gene Ontology annotation, cellular component: membrane. The record is from RefSeq and is a predicted model, not a curated record. The coding region runs from base 1 to 933 and encodes 310 amino acids. Gene Ontology annotation, biological process: G protein-coupled receptor signaling pathway.
AUGGAAGGCCUCAACCAGACAGUGACCCAUUUUGUGUUCUUGGGAUUGACCAAUAAUCGGAGCCUGGAGCUGGUUUUAUUAGUUGUUUUCUCCAUCCUCUACUUACUUAUCUUAGUGGGCAACUUCCUCAUCAUAGUGACAGUGGCUUGUGACUGCUGCCUCCACACCCCCAUGUAUUUUUUCUUGGGGAACCUCUCUUUCAUUGACAUCUGCCAUUCCUCGGUCACAAUGCCCAAGAUGCUUUUUGACUGCUUCUUCCACCAGAAAGUCAUUUCUUUUGGGGGCUGCGUCACCCAACUCUUCUUCCUUCACUUGUGUGCUUCAGCGGAGAUCUUCCUUCUGACCAUCAUGGGCUAUGACCGUUGUGUUGCCAUCUGCUACCCUUUGCAGUAUGUAAACCUGAUGAACAUGAAGAUCUGCGCGUGCCUGAUUGGCGCUUUGUGGGUGGGGGCAACUAUCCACUCCCUGAUCCAGACUGUCCUCACCAUUCAUCUCUCUUACUGUGGGCCUAAUGUCAUAGACAGCUUUUUCUGUGAUAUUCCUCCACUCAUGAAGUUGGCUUGCACGGAUAUCUACUUUAUUGGGGUUCUCAUAAUAUCCAGCAGUGGUCUGAUGUCCCUACUUUGUUUCGUGAUCUUGAUAGCUUCCUAUGCCAUCAUCCUUAUCUCACUGAAAGGGCAGACAGCUCAGGGUCGUCACAAAGCCUUCUCCACAUGUGCUGCCCACCUACUUGUGGUGGUCUUGUUCCUGGGACACUGUAUUUUCAUCUAUACUCACCCUGCUUCCAGCUUCCCAACAGACAAACUGGCUGCUGUCCUUUACACAAUGGUGACCCCUUUCCUCAACCCUGUGAUCUACACCUUGAGGAACAAAGAGGUAAAGCAUUCCAUUAAGAAACUCUGGAAUCAGAGACAGAUCUUGGCCAGGAGAUGA